Aplysia californica (California sea hare) is the source of this 1987-nucleotide messenger RNA. RefSeq lists its product as uncharacterized. Lineage: Eukaryota; Metazoa; Mollusca; Gastropoda; Aplysiida; Aplysiidae. The record is from RefSeq and is a predicted model, not a curated record. The coding region runs from base 454 to 804 and encodes 116 amino acids. The transcript is spliced from 4 exons.
CCCUCGCUUGCUUUGAUAAGACCGUACGGCACUCAGAUAUUUGAUUAUCAGACGGACAAAAGCACUGUCAGACUGGAGAAAGAAUCAAGGACAGGUCACGGCAGUACCCGGCGAUUGUUGACGUUCACCUUUCCGCUUAGCAACUACUGAGGUUAGGGCUACACAGCGGAUUUCCUUCGCUCAAAGACGGCACUAACGCAGCUUGAUUCACUUAUGUUGGUGAAGGAAACUGUGUCCUCUUUUGGGAGACCAAAUAGGAGAGGACAGUAGUUGAAUUAUUAUCACGCUCCGUCGAGGAAGACAAACAAAACCUGUAACAUGAGGUCGAUGGAGCUUACUUGAAGAAACAGGAGAAGGUGAUCUGAGCCGAAUCAUCCCAGACAUAUUACUGAUUUUUUCUCCCUUUUUAAAAAAAAACAACUUUUCCCCGAGUUCAACCGAUCAGCUUCCAACAUGUGCAGAUGGGGUUGCGCGGGGGUCAGCUCGACUUACAUGUGUAAAUGGUGUGGCACUCGGUAUUGUAAGGAAUGUAUGCACGGAGAGUUCACGGGGACCAUGAAGGAAGAGACCAGGUGUGCAAAGUGUAAUCAGCCAAAAUGCCAGGGCAAGAAGGUGGAGGCCAUUCUGAAGGAGUACAUCAAAGACGACGAGGGUGGUGGGAAAAGAGGCGCAAAAUCGGCCGGAUCAUCGAGGAGCAGAAGCGCGAGCCCAAGCAAGAAAAGUAAAAGUGCAGGAGGAAGUAAGAAAUCCGCGAAAGGGAAGUCAAAGAAAAGUGGGAAGAAAAAGAAAGGUAGUAAGAAAUGAAACAAUGUAAUAGUAUGUCGUUGUCAUGGAUGUAUAAUGUUCCUUUGUUUCAAAGAUCUGUUAUACUGAGUCAGUUUGUUCUAUAUCUGUCAGAUGUGCGGACUUUCCGGAUAAAUAAUACAAAUCCUGAUUUCUGACAUUGUCUAGAAUUAAUAAUAUUGUACUUCUGUUCAUACAUUUAUUUACUAUUUUAAUCUCUUCUUGAAUGUCAUUGUAUUGAAUUUUAUAUCAAACUAGUCUUUAUACGAGAUGCAUUAGACACAAUCAUCUGUGAUAUUGGCGUGCAUUUUCAAGGGGUCAACAAACGUCAGCAUUAUUAUUUCGAUUGCCAGUUGUCAUUUAUAAUCAGUUUUGAUAUGUAGUUACAGAACACAAAAAUCAUCUCUCAAUAAUCAUUUCUGCGGUUAAAGCAAAGAGUGUAAGUGAAAACCGGACUACUAAGUCACUUUAAUACUCCUUAUCUUUGCCAAAGAUUCGCUUUUUAAAAAACUUUUGUAAUGGUAGGCUUGGCGUUUUCGUAAUUUUAUUUCCCUUUCUGCUGUUCUCUGAAUGUCUUAGAUUUUUUACUUUGUACAGUUCAUCGGGAAUUUCCACAUAUUACUCUAAUAGGGUAGUAUCCAGAUGAUUUUAUUCUAAAGAGGUAAUUACACUGAUUUUAAAAUGAACCUUUCAAAUUUUCAUUGAACAGAUGGUUUUUGUAGCUUGACUUCAGAUAUAUACUAAGAUUUAGUGCGCUAGGGAAUGACUCUCAAUUUAUUUUCUCGUAUGUGUCACUUAAAGGUUUGUUCUUUAAAAUUUAAUAAGUAUAAGUAUACCCUCAGCUUGUUCACAGACCGAUACGAAUUUAUGCGAUGCGUCUUUUAUAGCAUUGAACUAACAACGUUAAAUUUUUAUAUUAGAGGUUUCAAUUAUCACAUUUCAUAAUUACAUUAAAGUUGUAAUCUUUCUUUCUUUCUUUCUUUCUUUCUUUCUUUCUUUCUUUCUUUCUUUCUUUCUUUCUUUCUCUCUUUUGAUUUCGUUCUUUCUCUAUUUUUUUGGUAUGUUUAUAAUGUGUAAAGGGCCCUGAACACUUUUGCUUUGUGGAGAUGAGCGAAGUAAGUGACAUGUCCUAUCAUUACAGGUGUGAAGCUGAUUGUAGUUGUGCACGUUGUAUGCUUAUGUUGCUCUUGACCAAUGCUUCUCU